AUGUUACGCACAACUGCUUUAUGCGCAAUGUGCAUCUUUGUGUGCGGACAAGUUGCGAAGAUACCCAUCGAGAAUGAUCCUGAAUAUGAAAGAUACCAGCACGCAUACGUGUUUCGUGAUGAUAAGGAAAAACUUUUUAUAAAGUAUUCUACUUAUAAUCCUUUGCCUGGGGCGGAUUGCUUUUGGAACACUGUGUCAUGCGUGAACGGCACAUAUGUGCUUCACCUUCGGCUGCGAAUCAAUGGAAAAACUACUGGAUUCGACACCCCACUCCAGUUUGAAACCAGCAAAGGACACACCAAGCCGAAUAUAAUCUUGCAUAAACUCACACCAAAUGACACCAAACCUGCCAAAUUCCCCUUAAUGUAUUUAGACGCGACAGAAGACUGUUUCGUUCUUCGAGUUCCCCAUAUCAAAAACGGUUGUAUUUUAUUUAUUCGAGAAGCAAAUGCAACUUGCGAAGAUUGCCAUCGAAAUUGCGAAGGCAUUUACGAAAACAACUGUAAUAUGACUCUAGCAGAAUCUCCAUAUAAAAGCACCUGUCACACAGAAGGUUGA
Ixodes scapularis (black-legged tick) is the source of this 558-nucleotide messenger RNA. RefSeq lists its product as uncharacterized. The record is from RefSeq and is a predicted model, not a curated record. Lineage: Eukaryota; Metazoa; Arthropoda; Arachnida; Ixodida; Ixodidae. Bases 1 to 558 code for a protein of 185 amino acids. The transcript is spliced from 5 exons.